Molecule: messenger RNA, 1931 nt
Organism: Pseudogymnoascus verrucosus
Lineage: Eukaryota; Fungi; Ascomycota; Leotiomycetes; Thelebolales; Thelebolaceae
Exons: 4
Coding region: 78-1463 (461 amino acids)
Source: RefSeq, a predicted model, not a curated record
CCUCCCCCGACCACCCCAACGACACAACCUACCUAACCUCCAUAAUCUCCGACCAACUCCGCCUCCUCACCAACUGCAUGGCAGAACGCGAUCGCGCCUCCAGCGAACGCGACCGCGCCUGCGAAGAGCGCGACGCCGCCACAUCCCAAUGCGCGAAAUACUACCACGACAUCCAGCUCCUGACAUCCACCAUCACCCGCCUUGAAGAGCAGGUCGCGCGCCAGGAGGCUGCGGCGAGGAAUCAUGCGAGUAAGACCCGUGAGUUGGAGAAGCAGGUGGGUGUGUUGAGCCAGCAGGUUGCGGGGAAGAGGGCGAUGGGGCCGUUGGUGGUGUUUGCGAAUGGCGGUGGGAGUAAUGCGAAUGGGACCCCGACGAAGAUGGGGAGGACGGUGGAGGAGGCACGAGCUGAGGUGUUGAAGGGUGGUCAGCCGAUUACCGCGCAGCUACUGAGUCAAUUCGACAGUCUCCCCCCCUCACCGCAGCUUCUCGGCCCCCUCACGCCCGGGGCAGGAGAACUGCCAUGUGGACCUGCGAAACCGUGUACACUCCUCAACACGUACGCGUCGACCACCAGCCGCGUGAUCGCCGCCUGCAACGGUGUAGCACAGAACGGAAUCGACACCUUCCCCGCUACGAGCCUGAUCCCCUUCGAGAGCAAUGAGGAGCUGAUCGCCGGGUUCGUAGCGACGUUCGAUGAUGUCUACCUCAUGGUUUGCGGGUGGGUGACGACGUAUGCGGAUAGGGUGAAUCCGAUUGAUGAGAAGGAUAUUGCGGGGCAGGAGAGGUGCUGGGCGUAUAUGCUGGGGUGUUUGAGCCCGUUGGGGGAGAAGGAUGCGGCGUUUGUGAUUGGCAGUUUUCAGAGGGAUACGGCGACCAGGAGGUGGUUCGUGAUGAGGAUGGUGGUGCAGUAUAUUCAGAUGCAUGUGUGGAGUUAUACUACGUGGCUGGGGUACAGUGAUGCGAGUGAUGCGGAUUUGAAUCGGAUCUGCAAGAGGCUCGCUGAGAAGGGCGUAACCCUCGACCAACGCGGUGAACUCCUCGCCGAGCGCUCCCUCUGCGUCUCCGCCAUCAUGGGCACCCAAGACUACCGCGGCUUCCGCAAAUACAUGAUCGCGCAACACACCAAAAAGCUCCGGGACAUCCUCCCCCUCGUCCUCAACCCGGGCAUCAACCGCUCCGACGCCGGCCGCGACCUCGCCGUCGUAGUAGCCAAAGCCUUUGAUCUCUCCGCGCAGCUCUUCACAUGCGGCUGGACAUUCAUCAUCAGCAUGCCUGAGGCCGGGGCGAAGUUCGCGAAGCCAAGUAUGAGGGCGAGGAACUCGGAUGUCGAGCCCCUGGAGCUGCAGAUGAGGGGGACGAGGAUUAGGUUCGCGGUUACGCCGUUUGUGACGCUGAGGGAUGAUAGUGGGUUGGCGAUUGUGACGAGGAAUAUUGAUCGCUCGAGUGUGCUUAUUGAGCAGUAAGUCGCGGUAUUCUCGUUGAGUGGGAGAUGGGAGUCUUUCUCUCUUCCUUGCUUUGCCAUGGGAUGAGCUUGUCUACUCAUGGGUCAGCAGCUCUUUCGUACCUGGAGCUUGUCAGGUACUUCGGUGUGAUGUGUGCUUCCUGGAUGCGUCUCCCGCUGAUAGUCUCGUCAGUCCGUUAACCUUCAUCCAACGCCCUCAUCGAUCCAUCACAUGUUCUUGGUUGGUUUACUGAGAAUUGGAUGGUCAUCUCACUAAGCAUUUGAUCAUCUUGUUUAUGGCCGUCUUCUUCAGAAUUAGAUCUUCAUCUCCUUGAUCAUUAGAUACUCGUCAUCUUGGGCACCGCGGGGCCAUUAAUUGAGCAAAAGGAGGUCGUUGCGCAUAUCAAACCAAACAUUGCCAAAAACCAUUGCACCAGCAUAUUGCUUCACAACCGGGUGCCUUAGCUAGCUGAAUAUAAAAGGAUUUAAU